Caenorhabditis auriculariae is the source of this 7801-nucleotide messenger RNA. The record is from the annotation of a GenBank genome assembly. NCBI's taxonomy places the organism in Eukaryota, Metazoa, Nematoda, Chromadorea, Rhabditida, Rhabditidae.
AUGGACGACGAACUUGACGUUUAUGGUCCAAAUGGCACAGAAACGUUGACUUUCGUUGACGACGACGAGGUCUUGCCUGCCGCCACACAAGAUUCUCAUUUUGACUUCGAAAAUGACUUUUCGUUGCCUACUCAGACUUCCCAGGUUUUUUUUUUGAUCUGAUUUUAAAAUUCUGUGGCGUUUUAAGGGCGCAAACGUAUCGAAAACUCUGAAAAUUUUUCAAAAUAACACUGCGCUGUUUUCGAAAACUUUAGAAAGAAUCUUGAACAUACCAUGAGGCUUUUACUUCCUCAAAGAAACUUUUAAAAUUCAGACUGAGCGAAGUCUGGUCACUGGAGUAGACGCUUCACAGGAUUUGACGUUUCACGACGUCGAUGAGGAAGAAGUUGAAGAGGAGGAGUUCUUCCACGAAAGGAAACUCCCUGAUCACGCUUGCCGGUUUAGAGAAAUGAACUUAGUGACGGAAAUACCAGAUUCUUUUCAGAUAUUGUGGAAUCAGCGAUACCAAGUGUGUGGCCAAAUGUACAGUUUGCGACAAAUGGUUCUGCAAUGGGAAAAUUGGCACGACCGGCUCACAUUUGGUCAAUCAUAUGGUCAAGAGUCAACAUAAGGAGGUGACUAAUCAUAAGCCGUUCUCUUGUUUUUAGGGAUCCUUUUAAAAGGCUUCGAAGUAAUCCUUUUCUUGUAAAGGCUCUGAAAAGCAAAUUCCUUCUGUUUUCUAAUAAAAAAAAAUACUAGGAAGCUAUUCUUCUGGGUUUUUUUCUUCUUGGUUCUUUCUUUUCUUUCUUCUUGGGAUCAGACUUGUUAGACGCCAGUUAGGUUCAUUUCGAUUCUUGAGAUCUUUUGGGGUUUUUCUCAUGUUGUUCAAAUGUUUUUUUUUCAGGUGAUCCUCCACAAAGAAUCGCCUCUGGAAGACACUCAACUGGAAUGUUACCUUUGUGCCUCGAAAAACGUCUUUCAACUCGGCUUCAUCCCGGCCAAGGCUGAUUCUGUUGUGGUAGAGAUCUUACUGUAAUUUUCGCUUCAAAAAACUUAACAGAUUCUUCUCUGCCGUUUUCCGUGCGCUCAGACGGCGUCGCAGAAAGAUCCCAGUUGGCAGAACGACGACUGGAAGCCGUUGAUCGCAGAGAAACAGGUUAUAAUCUUUAUGAAUGACUUCAAAAACAAUAUAUUUCAGCUAUUAUCCUGGAUCGUCUACUUUCCAUCGGAGCAGCUGUUGAUGAGAGCUCGUCAAAUCACGUAUAGUUCUUUUACUAAACUGGGUUUUUUGAAAGCGGAAUAAUUAUUAUCGCUGGAGUAUUAUUUGAAGAUAAUUUACCAAGUGUUAACAUAAAUAAACAUUCUACAGAAAUAAACAAGCGAUGCGCCUUGAAGAGGUCUGGAGAGAACACCCGAACGCGACGUUGGAAGACCUCGACAAGCCAGGAAUCGACAGGGAACCCGAUCCCGUCUGCUUGAGGUUUUAGAAUUGAAAAAGAAGUUUUACCGGUAUAAUUUUUUCAAUAAUCGUUUACGUUAUUCUUGUCCAUCUUCGUAGAAUCGGGGCACUUCCCACCUUCAAAUUUUUCAUUUCUGAAGUCAAUUUUUGAAAAAAGGUCCGAAAAGUUAUAAGACAAAAACUUCAUCCAGGGAGGAUCCGUUCAGAUUUUUUAAAGAUCUCUCGAUUUUCAUCUUCAGAUACGAUGAUGCCUUCCACUACCGCCGAAUCUUCGCUCCACUGGUCAGAGAAGAGGCCGAGUACGACCGGAGGAUGACCGAGUCGCAGACGCAGAACGUCGGUCAGGUCCGCUGGGAGCAAGGGUUGUCCCGGAAACACUUGGCCUUCUUCCACCUGCCAAAGUUCACUGAUGGAAGUGAGUAGUAGUAUUUUUUUCUGUCUUUUCGCGCCGUCUCAACGGCUUUUUUUUUUGUUACCUUUACCUUUUUUUCAUCUUUCCUUGAGCCUUUAAAAUUCUGGAAAAAAUCAAAAGGCUUGAUAAAGGGUCUUUAUUUGCUGCCUUUCUGCCGCCUUUUGAGUCUCGCCCUUUUAGAAGUCAUUUUCCACUAUUCCGACUUAGCCCGAGCGGUUUAGAAGUUUUCAAUCGAACAAUAUUUGAAAAUUUUCCCAUUAAUUAAAGGGAUAACUUAAUGAUUAUUUGUUUUUUUUUUCGCACAGCUUUAACCGACGGUUUUAUGCUUUGAAAACUUUUCUGUGUUUCACUGUCCUUCUUCUCAGGCAUGAAACUGAUGAUUGGCGACGAGCUUCGUUUGAAACACACCCAGACUGUGGACGGAAGCGAGUGGACGUGUACCGGACAAGUCUUCAAGAUCCCUGACAGUAGGAUCCAAAUGAUAAUGCGUUGAUAAGUUGUGCAUUGAUUUCAGAUCACACUGACGAGAUUGGUUUGGAGAUCCGUGACCGGAGUACAGACAAGAUUCCGAAUGAGCAGAGGAUCAUGUUCACCUGCGAGGUUCCUUUUGCACAUUAGUGAACAGUUAGAUGAAUUUAAAGGUUUUUUUUUUGAAGGAAAAGAUGCCAAAUUAUUUCAAAAACUUGUAAUAAAACUGCCUCUCCUGUCCUCUCAUUAAUAAUGAAUUUAUCGACUUUUUAGGCUGUUUGGAACUCGACCUCGUUCGAUCGAAUGAUUGGCGCUCUGGGAAAGCUGGAGAAAGAUCAGGCCUGUGUUUCUCAGUUCAUUUAUCACAAAAUGAUGGGCAGAGAGAUCAACGAACUGGCCUUCAAGGUAUGAUUUCAAAGGGAACUAGAAAGAAAGAAAAUAUGUUUAUUUUUGAACUCCAAAAAUAACAAAGACACUGAUCCUUAUUUUCAGAUCCACCCGCCAAAACGUCUUUCUGUUCCUGGGCUGCCGGAGCUGAACCACAGUCAAAUGCAGGCCGUGAGACAGGUGCUCACCAGGCCGCUCAGUUUGAUUCAGGGACCUCCUGGAACUGGAAAAGUUUGAAACUCAAGAUUUCCUCUUCCAAAGCUCAAUAUUUCUGUCAGACGGUCACGUCGGCUUCGAUUGUCUACCAUUUGGUGCAGCAAACUCAAGCGCAAGUGCUUGUUUGCGCCCCAUCCAACAUUGCUGUAGAUCAGUUGGCUGAGAAAAUCAACCUCACUGGCUUGAAGGUGAGUAAAGUGAAGUUAUGGGUGUUUAUAAAUCGAGCUGCGAAGUGUAGGUUGGAAUAAAGAAUGCUUAUGUUUCUUGAAGUGUGAAAAAAUUGAGCAUUUUUUAAGAUUUUUUUCUGCUGCAGCAAGUUCCUUAACUGCUUGAACGUUUUUCAUCAUUUUCUUUUCGGUUCUUUGGGAAAUGAAGUUCAAUUUUAUGAGUUAGACAGUUGAGAAAUUGAAAAAAGCUUUUUAAUUUUAAAAUCAUUAAAUUUAGAGCAACUUGAGUGAUUUCUUGAGACUCAGUAAUUUAAAUAACUUUCUAAAAUGAUUUCUAGGUUGUUCGCGUUUGUGCAAAGUCGAGAGAAGGCCUCGAGUCGGGUAUGAAUUUCCUCGGGCUUCAUACUCAACUGAAAACCCUUCGCGGCGCCCAUGAACUUCAUAAAUUGAUGCAGUUGAAGGUUCGUAUAGGAAGAAAUCAUAUAAAAGUUAGAAAACUUAUUAUAUAUCAAGACUUCGAACAUUUAUUAUUGUUUUUAAAACAUCUAUGUUUCAGGAAGAAGUUGGUGAGCUGUCGGCGACGGAUCAAGCUCAUUUUGUGAGGCUCCGAAAGGUAAAUUAAGCUGUUUCCGACAAAUAAAUUAUAGGGUUCUCAUUUUCCAGACCAAAGAAGCCGAGAUUCUGGCGGCAGCCGACGUCAUCUGUUGCACUUGCUCUUCUGCAGCUGAUCCGCGUCUUUCGAAACUGAAAAUCAAGUGAUUAUUAUGAUAUUUUGUGGAUUUUUCGGGCUUCUCGUAGUGCAUUCGUACGGCUUUUUUUCGUUGAAAAGAUUCCUCCAUAAGUUUCAGUUUUUAAUAAUACGUCAGAAAUAUUGGUUUUCGUAGAAAAAAAAAAGAUCAAAACUUGCCCGUAACUUUGAAAGGUCCAUAUACCUCUUGUUCAAAGAAAUUUUUUGUCAUUAUCCUUUUUUUAGUGCGAUCAAUCUUUUUCAGAUGUGUUCUAGUCGAUGAAUCGACGCAGGCGACAGAACCAGAGGUCUUGGUUUCAAUCGUUAGAGGCGUCCGUCAGUUGAUCCUCGUUGGCGACCAUUGCCAGCUGGGACCUGUAAUCUUGUGCAAAAAGGUCAUUUUUUCAUGUUAUAUUUUGCUAGGCAACGUAAUUUUUUUUGAUAUGAGGUUGAGAAAACGUGAUUUUUGUCGUAAAAAACUCGAUAUUUGAAUUGAUGGAAGUUAGCGCAUUUUAAGCCGUUCCAGCUUUUUUCGUCUGAGGCUAAGGCGGGGCCAGCACGGGCUUAGAAAAUCCCGGGGCUGCCCCUUGCAAAAAUUUGGUUUUUAGCAUAAAAUGUAUAUGUACGGAGUAAAUGAUCGUUUCUUAGUACUUUUAUAUAAUAAUUCCCUGGUUCAUUUUAUUUUGAAUCGAACUUUUUCAGGCCGCUCGCGCCGGACUCCAGCAAUCGCUCUUCGAAAGAUUGGUUCUUUUGAACAAUCAUCCGAUUCGGUUAGAGGUACGUGCGGAGGGAAAGUCACUAAAAGACUCCUUUCAGUACAUUAUUUGAAGUUAUACUGAUAUUUUUAGAAAUUAGAUUAGUUUUGAACAAUAUAAUUGAAAUUAGUAACUGGAAUUUAAAAAAAGGAAGUAUAAGCACAGUUGCUAGAACUUCUAGCAUUUUAUUUUACCGAAGCUGUGGUACCAUUUUAGCACAGUUGGAUAUGAGACUUUUGAAAUGAACAGCGGAUUCCCUACUUCUUCUUGCACCCCGUUACUCCCUGUUUUGGCACAACUGCGACACGAAUAACCUCAAAAAAACGGGUUUGAUACGGGUAAACCCGUUGAGACACCUGCCCAGCAUAAGAAAAGAAAGAAAAACUCACUUUCCAAAAGUAGUGAAACUUUAAAGCAAAACAAAAAAAUUUUAAUUUGAUUCACGGCUUUUUUGGGAAAUAGUUUUCAACUUUUUGAAGGUUUAUUUGUCAUGUAAUGUUAAUAGUUUCAUAAUGAACUUCCAAUCAAUGAUUAGCAAGAAUGUGAAAAAAAACUUGUUUAUAGCCAUAAGUUGGCCAAAAUAAACUUUAAUUAUAUGCUCCAACAAACUUAGGCGUCACUUUUACUUUCCCUCAAAUUUAGUGCACUAAAAUUUUAAUGAAAUUCAAGCCAGCUAACGUUUCCAGGUUCAAUAUCGAAUGCAUCCGGCCUUGUCCGCGUUCCCCAGCAACGUCUUCUAUGAGGGCAGCUUGCAGAAUGGCGUCAGUGAAAGUGGGUUUUCUGUUCUCGGCGCUGUCAAAAUACUGGUCACUCGGUUAAUGGUUCAGCCACUUCUUUGCUGCCAAUUUCCAAGUGCUCUUAUGAAGUGAAGAAAGAUUUAGGAUAUAUUUCAAAAUCGUUGAAUGAAUUCCGUAAAGCUGAUAUUGGUAGCUUCAAAUAAUCAUUUUUCUAGAGAUUCCGUAAUUUUCUUGUUGUUUAUGAUAAUAUUUAUUCAAUUGUAGCAGUCCUGAUAGAAUAUACUAAAGUGAAACGAAUUAAGAUGAUCGACAACUUCGAGGAGUCGACUGGGAAUGGCCGGUGCACGGCAGUCCGACAAUGUUCUGGUCGUGCUACGGAACCGAGGAAAUGAGCUCCAGCGGAACCUCUUUUUUGAACCGAACUGAAGCCGCGAAUGUCGAGAAACUCACCAGCAAGCUCAUCAAGUUCGUUGUCAGAAAAUAAGAUUGAGCUUAUCUUCACUGUCAUUUUUUACCAGUAGAAUGUAGGGAAUAAGAGAUGAAAUAAAGGAGGGGCAUAUUAAAAAAAUAAAUAAUAAAGAUAAACGAGAAAGAGCCAACCUUAACGAAUUGACAGGUUCCCGGAAAUGAUGACAUUUUAUUUUAUUUUAAUAGUGAACAAUAAAGACAGUUUCCAUGAAAAAGCUUGAUCGGAAUUUUUUUUUCAGUUUUUUUCCGAAGGGUUCCUGGCCAUCAUUUAAAAAAAAAAUCUAAACAUGAGUUCAGUUUAUUCUAAAUGUUGAAGUUGAACAACUUUCAGAGGCGGCAUGAGUCCCAGCCAAAUUGGCGUCAUCACUCCCUACGAAGGCCAACGUUCGUACAUUGUCCAGUACAUGCAUGAUCAGGGCUCCUUGAACUCGAAACUCUACGAACAUUUGGAAAUCGCCAACGUCGAUGCGUUCCAGGUUGAACAUUUUGUAUUAUGAAGUAAUAUCAGAAAAUAUACGCUUUUUCAUCAAAACUUCCAUCGUAGAAAAAAAGCCCAGUUUCGUAUGUUGAGAGAGUGCAACAUAUUGUUCUGAAAGUUCACGCCCCGUGGUGCCCAAUACAGAUAAUUUGACGCGAUUUCCGCUUUUUAUCGGCGCGAUUUGACUCAGAAAGUUAUUUUAAAGCGAAAUAAUUGAUUUCAAGGGUCGAGAGAAAGAUUUCAUCAUCGUUACGUGUGUGAGAUCCAACGAUAAUUCUGGAAUCGGAUUCUUGAACGAUCCGCGGCGGUUGAAUGUCGCUUUGACGAGAGCCAAAUAUGGAUUGAUCAUUAUUGGUAAUGGAAAGGUAAUUCAGGAAUCAUGUUCGACAAUGCGUAAUGUUCCGCAUUCUUUGAGGUCCUUGCCCGCCAGCAGCUGUGGAACGACCUCUUGAUGACGUACAAGCAGAAAGGAUUGAUUUUUGAAGGACCGAUCAACAACUUGAAAUGCGUCGAUUUGGUUCUGCCCAAGCCGAAACCGCAGGCAAUCAACCCGGCUUUUCCGGUGAGAAUUUGAAUGAGAAAGGAAAAAAAAUGGUCUAUAUUCAUUGCUGAUUCAACCAAAAUGGCCUUCCGUUUUUGCGAGCGCGCAUAACGAAAAUUACAAGUUUUGAGUCAAAAGAAUGAAAACUCGAUUUGACACUGGAUCAGAACGGAAAAAUAAUUUUAAAAAAAAGAAGAAGAACCGAAAAAUGAUCAAAAAAAAAAACCAGUUCUCAAUUGCCUUUUUUGUACCUUUCGUGACUUUCAAUGAAUUGGGUACUGUUUUCGCUGCGUUCCCGUGCUAUAUGUUGAUGAUGCCUAGAUACUUUACAGAGCUUUUCUUCCUUCUCUUUCUUCAUGCAGCUAGCUUGUCAAAUGAGUAAAAUGAGAAUAUGCUCAGGCCGGUCGGUAUGGAACGCAGCGGCACUCGUACACCCUGCAGGAGUACCGCGGAGGCAGCGGAAACGUCCGCGGACCGUUCACCUACGCCGACACGCACAAUAUGAUCGCCGAGCGGACGGCGGCGAUGCGUCAGGCCUCAGCGCGGCUUCCUGUCCCGAUCCACAUGCUCAACACCUCGUUCCCGGUGCCACACAUGCCGCCCAAAGACAGUAAGUUUUUACAAGGGUAAUUCUAUAUAUUUUUGGUAGAAGGAAAGAUGUAGAAAUUGGAUCUUGAAGAAAAGCUUGAAAUAAUGAAGAAACUGAUCGGAAAAAAGUUGCAGGACGACGCGGAGGUCCGCCUCCGACGACGUGGUCGAAGCAGGGCAUCUCACGUGGCGGCCAACUCUCGCAGUCGGACAACAACUUCUUCACCUCGCAGGCCUCUCAGGACCCGAUUGGCCACGACGUCGGCUUCCUUGAAGGCUCUCUCUCGGGAUUCUCGCAGUCGCAGUCGGCGGCGGCUCGCUACACACAGCCAGUCUCCCAGGACGACUACCGUGGGAUGGCCCUCGGCGAGGACAUCGUCACAGACAUGGAGAAUCUGCUUCUCUCACAGAAUCCUUGA